AUGAGAGAAGAACUUGAUGAUAUUCGAGAAAGAGAAGGUUUGCUAAGCGGUGAUCCUGCGGAUGGAAGACAUAAAGACCGUCUUAACUUCAUCCUUAGAACUUUCAUGAAAAUUACCUUGCCCCUAAUACUUGUGGGUACAAUAUUAAUACUUGCAUUUCCUUCAAAAAAUCUCGAGAGGAGUGCACCAAAAUAUUUCAAUGGGUCUCAUGACUUUCAUUCUACCGUACUUUUGGUAUCAUACGAUGGGUUCAGAGAAGAUUACUUGGAAAGAAUGAUUACUCCACACAUAGCAGAAUUUAUUCGGAAAGGUAUCAAGGCUGAAUUUAUGAUGCCUUCAUUUCCGUCUGUCACGUUUCCCAAUCAUUACACAAUCGUCACGGGACUCUAUCCUGAAUCACAUGGUAUUGUUGGGAAUGAAUUUUAUGACCCGAUUUUAGAAGACAAUUUUAUUUACACUAGCCCUCAUCAAAGCAUUGAUUCUAAAUGGUGGGGAGGUGAACCAUUAUGGGUUACCGCUGUCAAGCAAGGUCAAAAAUCUGGGGUGUCGCAAUGGGUCGGAUCAUCUUCAGUUAUUAAAGGAUAUCGACCAACUUAUCACUUCCCAUAUAAUUCUAGUUUGACAAUAAAGGACAAAGUAUCACAAGUGAUGAGUUGGUUAGAUCUUCCACUGGAUGAAAGGCCAACAUUCAUCGCCACUUAUGCGAGGAAUGUUGACCUCGAAGGACACAGAUCAGGGCCAUAUUCCGUGAAUUUAAAUAAUGCAUUGACUUACGUCGAUAACAUGACACACGGUCUGUUGGAAGGCUUGGCACAGCGCAAUCUCACAGACAUUGUUAAUGUUAUAAUUGUCAGUGAUCAUGGUAUGGCACAGACGAUACCGAGUAACAUAGUGAAACUAGAUAAUUCUUUUGAUGUUUCAAAAAUCCGUCCGAUAGAAGGAUUUCCUUUAGCUGGAGUUCGACCAUAUAAUGACUCGGAUGUUUUAGACAUAUAUUUAGGCUUGAAAGAUGCUAGCUAUAAUCAACCUUGGGAAUGUUUUGCGCGUGAAGAGAUACCCGAAAGAUUUCAUUUCCGUGCUUCAUUACGUAUAGCCCCAAUCUUUUGUAUCCCACCUGUAGGUUGGGUAUUGACAACGAAUAGGGAUUUCGACCAUCAUAAAAUACCAAGAGGAACACACGGGUAUGAUAAUCUCGAACCAGAGAUGAGAGGAAUAUUUUUUGCUUCUGGACCUGCGUUUAAAAAUAUAACGAGGGAAAUGAAGGACAAUGCGGUCAAAGGCUUUAUUAAUACCGAGGUGUAUAAUAUAGUUGCAAAAAUCCUAGACUUGGUUCCCGCGGAAAAUAAUGGAACCACCGGCGGAAUCCUCUGGAGCUAA
Molecule: messenger RNA, 1377 nt
Organism: Acaulospora morrowiae
Lineage: Eukaryota; Fungi; Glomeromycota; Glomeromycetes; Diversisporales; Acaulosporaceae
Source: the annotation of a GenBank genome assembly